AUGAAGACACUGAACCUGGUUGGCGCGUCGAUUGACGAUCUCCAGGCCGCCCUUUCAUCAGGUAGCUUAACGAGCGUCGAGCUGGUUGCGCUGUACCUCCGCCGCGUGGCUCGCUACGACUGCCACGGACUGGCUCUCAACUCAAUUGCUAUUCUCAGCCAACAUCCCGUUGGUCGCCUUGAAGGUAUCCCAUAUACCGUCAAGGACAGCUACAAGGUCAAAGGCAUGACGGUCGCCAGCGGAUCCCCGGCAUUCAAGGACCUCAUCGCCAACGAAGAUGCCUUUUCUGUCUCCACUAUUAGAGCCCUUAACUGGAGGCGAUUUCUGGAGACAUCAGCCAUUCAUCAAACUGGCUGA
Messenger RNA from Fusarium falciforme, 357 nucleotides. RefSeq lists its product as hypothetical. Lineage: Eukaryota; Fungi; Ascomycota; Sordariomycetes; Hypocreales; Nectriaceae. The transcript has 2 exons. The record is from RefSeq and is a predicted model, not a curated record. Bases 1 to 357 code for a protein of 118 amino acids.